AACAUAGCAGGAAAUAACGGUUACAGAGAAGAUGAUCUAAGGAAAGCUCGGGGCAGACUCGUAAUUUCAUACAUCUCAUUCUUGGCUCCCACUUCCUUCUCUCUUCCUUCAAUCCCUCAUCUCUCUUCAACUUUUCACCGGCCAAAAUCCUUGAAAUCCCUCACGAUCUCCUUCUGCGCGGCAACAAGAAGCCCUCUUCCCCGCCCCCCAAUACGUCCAGUCCAAAUCUUCUCCAUUCCUUCCACCGAUUAAAAUCUUUCAUACAUGAUCAACUAUUCUUUCCCUUGACCUCUUUCUCUCGAGAAAUCCCACGCAAAUCUCCUCCAAGACCCUCUUCCUGAACCCGGGAAACAAUUGGAAUCUCGGCUAAUUCGGGAAAGAACAUCUGAUUUCAAUUUAGGGAGCGGGAUUUGGAUCCAUAAUCGACGAUGUCGUCCUUCGAGGAGGAGGAGGAGGCAUUUGAACACACGUUGUUGGUGGUGCGGGAGGUGUCGGUGUACAAGAUCCCGCCGCGGAGCACGAGCGGCGGGUACAAGUGCGGGGAGUGGCUCCAGUCCGACAAGAUCUGGUCUGGCCGCCUGCGGGUGGUGUCGUGCCGGGAUCGCUGCGAGAUCCGGCUCGAGGACCCCAACUCCGGGGAGCUCUUCGCCGCCUGCUUCGUCCAACCCGGUCAGCGCGAGAGCUCGGUCGAGACCGUGCUCGACUCCUCCCGCUACUUCGUGCUCAAGAUCGAGGACGGCCAGGGCAAGCAUGCGUUCAUCGGCCUCGGCUUCAAUGAGCGCAACGAGGCGUUCGAUUUCAAUGUGGCGCUGUCUGAUCAUGAGAAGUAUGUGAGGAGGGAGCACGAGAAGGAGACGAGUGAGGAGAGCGACGAAAGUCACAUUGAUAUCCAUCCUGCAGUGAAUCAUCGGCUGAAGGAAGGAGAAACCAUCCGUAUAAAUGUGAAGAACAAGCCAUCUAGUGGAAGUGGCAUGCUUUCAUCUGCUGGCCUAUCAGGAGGGGCUUUUGGCAAACAAAAAGCAAGUACACUUCUUGCACCACCACCUGGUGGAACCGGAAAGAUCAGAUCUCCUCUUCCACCCCCACCUAAUGACCCUGCAGUUGCUAGGAUGACCUCAGGUCACAAUGCUGGAAUCAAGGCUCCCAUAGAUUCAGCAAGGCGUCCUGCUGAUCCUUUUGCAGAUCUUUCUGCAAUUGAGUUUAUUUUCUUGUGAGGCCUGAUGGAUUCAGCAAGGAGUUGGUUUCAUAAGUUUCAGCCUAGAGAUAAAUCUGCAACCAAGAAGAAAGAAGCGACAACAACCGAUGGAAAGGAAGAGAGUGAUGAAUCACCUUCAAAUGCUACCAAGCAGAGAGUUGCUGCUGCUAAGCAAUAUAUAGAAAAUCAUUACAAAGAGCAGAUGAAGAACCUGCAGGAGCGUAAAGAGCGACGUUACAAUUUGGAGAAGAAGCUAGCAGAUGCUGAUCUCUCUGAAGAAGAGCACAACAAUAUCCUAAAACAUUUGGAGAAAAAGGAGACAGAAUACAUGCGCCUUCAGAGGCACAAAAUGGGAGUUGAUGAUUUUGAACUACUGACAAUGAUUGGAAAAGGUGCUUUUGGUGAGGUCAGGGUUUGUAGGGAGAAGACAACUGGUAAUGUAUAUGCAAUGAAGAAGCUUAAGAAAUCAGAGAUGCUACGUCGAGGUCAGGUCGAGCAUGUUAAAGCCGAAAGGAAUCUCCUUGCAGAGGUUGAUAGCAAUUGCAUAGUGAAACUUUAUUUUUCCUUCCAAGAUAAUGAAUACCUAUAUCUUAUUAUGGAGUACCUACCUGGUGGGGACAUGAUGACAUUGCUUAUGCGGAAGGAUACACUCACUGAGGAUGAGGCUAGAUUUUAUAUUGGUGAGACAGUUCUUGCUAUUGAAUCUAUCCACAAACACAACUACAUUCACAGGGAUAUCAAGCCUGAUAAUCUGUUACUUGAUAGAUAUGGUCACCUGAAGUUGUCCGAUUUCGGAUUAUGUAAACCUUUAGAUUGCAGUAACUUUCCAGAUUUACAAGAAAAGGAUAUUACAUUAGGAAAGAGCUAUAGUGCUUCUUUACGAAGUCCUUCUUUACCAAAGCGCACACAACAGGAACAAUUAGAGCAUUGGCAAAGGAAUAGAAGGACAUUGGCAUACUCUACUGUUGGUACACCUGAUUAUAUUGCUCCAGAAGUUUUGUUGAAGAAGGGUUAUGGGAUGGAAUGUGAUUGGUGGUCACUUGGAGCCAUCAUGUACGAAAUGCUUGUGGGUUAUCCUCCAUUUUAUUCUGAUGAGCCUAUGGCAACAUGUAGGAAGAUAGUAAAUUGGAGAACGCACCUAAAGUUUCCGGAAGAAGCAAAGCUAUCAGUAGAAGCAAAAGAUCUUAUCAGAAAACUCUUAUGCAAUGUUGACCAGCGGCUUGGCACAAAAGGUGCCCAUGAAAUAAAGGCUCACUCUUGGUUUAAAGACACUAAGUGGGACAGAUUGUACCAAAUGGAGGCUGCAUUUAUACCUGAGGUUAAGGAUGAUCUGGAUACGCAAAACUUCGAAAAGUUCGAAGAGUCUGGAGACCAGAUUCAGACUUCAUCAAAGUCAGGCCCUUGGAGAAAGAUGCUUUCUUCAAAGGAUUUGAAUUUUGUGGGCUAUACAUACAAAAAUUUUGAAAUCGUCAAUGAUGAUGAAGUGACCAAGAUAGCUGAAUUGAAGAAGAAGAGCAAGUCAAAGAAGCCAACCAUCAAGUCUAUCUUUGGUACCAUCUUCUUUUCCUUACAUCUUGGAUAUAAUUUAUCACCCUUGCUGGUGUUUAGGCCAUCCAUUGAUAUUGGAGGAAAACUCAAUCAACCUUCAUGCAAUCCAUUAAAAAUGCUUUAUGUUGGAGGAAAAUGAGCAUCAAGGAUCAAU
This is a messenger RNA of Elaeis guineensis (African oil palm), 2897 nucleotides long. The record is from RefSeq and is a predicted model, not a curated record. NCBI's taxonomy places the organism in Eukaryota, Viridiplantae, Streptophyta, Magnoliopsida, Arecales, Arecaceae.